AUGGAGGAGCUGAUUCAAAGGUACCAGGUUGCUAGAGGGACUAGAAUAUUUCAACACAACGACACGGAAUAUAUGAAUGCUGAGCUGAGGAAAAUGAGGAGAGAAACUCACAGUCUGGAACUGAGCUUGCAACGCUACACUGGUGAGGACCUGAGCUGUGUGCGCUUUGAGGAUCUGGUGGAGCUUGAGCAACAGCUAGAGGAGUCUGUUAACAGGGUUCGAGCUCGCAAGUUUGAGGUCUUGCAACAGCAGAUAGACAAUCUUCGUGCAACGACCAAGAGGAGGGAGGAAGAAAAUGAGCAACUAUUCCAUCUGAUUCAGAUUAAGGCGCAUCAAGACGCAGCAUUUGGUCAUGAGCAGGCUCAUGAGGCAGAACAGGUGGAGAAUGUGCAGAUUCUACCAAAGUCUGAGGAACAUCGACACGUACUGGAUCAGUUCCCUUUUGGUGGUGAAGAACAACCAAGCAGUGUGCUUAAGCUUGCCAUGCCUCAGACUCAGUUCAACCCCUACUCUCUCCAGCCUCCUCAUCAGCCCAGCCUCCUCGAUUUCAAUCUCAGCGGCCGCUCUAUAUACGGCAAGGCAAGGCCUACUUCCUUUGGGCUCAGUCGUAGUUUAGCAAGGUCUACCCAAACAGUAAAACUUUGGUUUUUUGGUAAAUUAGGAGCAGUAAAAUUGAUGUGGGAUAAGAUCAGACACACUCUUACUAAUUACUAUACCAAAACAAUUCAAGAAUGCAAAAUUCCAAAAAUUUGCUCAAUCAGCCUUUUUACAACCAAGGUGUCUCCCACUACGCGCACAGCGUAUGUUAGCGCUGUGCGCCGAACCCACCCCCAACCCAAAGCAAUGCCUAUGGGUUUGAGUGAGCUCCGAUCCACCAAAACCAAGAAGACCACCAAACCCUCGUCACCUUCUUCAACCUCUCCCCAUGCCCACCAAACCCUAACCCUCCCUCAAUUCCUCUCCAUGGCGCGAAAAUCCUCGCUCCUCAAGCAGUCCCUAGCCACGAUCGUCGUCGUCCUCCUCAUCUACGCCUUCCUCAACACCUUCCUCACCCCCACCACCACUGCCAAGCUCGAGACCGCCCUCCCCUCCUUCUCUUCCGCUUCCUCGAUCUCCUCCGACGUGUUUGCUUCCCGAGAAAAUCAGCUUAAUUUUCCCGGGAAGCCCGUGAAAGUCUACCUAUACGACCUCCCCAAGCGGUUUACUUACGGAGUUAUCGAGCAUCACUCAUUGGCCCGCGGCGCCCGACCCGACGAAGACGUUUCCAAGCUCAAGUACCCGGGUCACCAGCACAUGGGCGAGUGGUACCUCUUCAAGGACCUGCUCAAACCCGAAUCGGAACGGUUCGGGUCGCCCGUUCAGAAGGUCUUGGAUCCGGAAGAGGCGGACUUCUUCUACGUCCCAUUCUUCUCGUCAUUGAGCCUGAUCGUCAACCCGGCCCGACCGGCUUCCGGGUCAGAUAAGCCGGUGUACAGUGACGAGGAGAACCAGGUGGCGUUGAUUGAGUGGCUGGAGGAGCAGGUGUAUUGGAAGAGGAAUAAUGGUCGAGACCACGUGAUCAUGGCCUCGGACCCCAAUGCUCUGUACAAAGUGAUCGACAAAGUCAAAAACAGUGUGUUGCUUGUUUGUGAUUUCGGGCGGUUGAAGGAGGACCAAGGAUCGCUUGUUAAGGACGUGAUUGUGCCUUACUCUCACCGCAUCAACACUUACAGCGGCGAUAUCAGUGUUGAGGACCGCAACACCUUGUUAUUCUUCAUGGGCAAUCGGUUCCGCAAAGAGGGGGGAAAGAUACGUGAUUUGCUUUUCCAAUUACUUGAAAAUGAGGAGGAUGUCAUAAUAAAACAUGGAACACAAUCCAGAGAGAGUCGACGGGCUGCUUCCCGUGGGAUGCAUACAUCAAAGUUCUGUUUAAAUCCUGCUGGUGAUACUCCAUCAGCCUGCAGACUUUUUGAUUCGAUAGUUAGCUUGUGUGUGCCUGUGAUAGUCAGUGAUAGCAUUGAGCUUCCAUUUGAAGAUGUUAUAGACUACAGAAAGAUAGCAAUAUUUGUAGAAUCCAAUGCAGCUUUAAAGCCAGAAUUCUUGGUCUCAAUGCUGAGAGGAAUCACAACUGAGAGAAUUCUGGAAUACCAGAAGGAGCUGAAUGAGGUGAAGCGUUAUUUCCAAUAUGGAGUACCGAACGGAACAGUGAAUGAAAUCUGGCGCCAGGUUGCACAGAAGCUCCCUUUUAUUAAACUGUCGAUCAACAGAGACAGACGACUUGUCAAGAGGGAUUUGAAUGUGCGAGACUGCUCUUGUCUCUGCUCAAAUCAGACUGGAAUUAUAACCAGCCUAUAA
This is a messenger RNA of Prunus armeniaca (apricot), 2334 nucleotides long. The record is from the annotation of a GenBank genome assembly. NCBI's taxonomy places the organism in Eukaryota, Viridiplantae, Streptophyta, Magnoliopsida, Rosales, Rosaceae.